GCAAAUGCUUAAAAAUCCUGUGUCGUGGCUAGUUGUUACACAUGUAUCAAUUUACCCCAGGCAUGUAACAACUUACCCCUUCUUUUCAGGUUAACACAUCAUGCCCCGAAACUACCAGCGAAAGACAAAUAGGGGGAAUACAACUCCUGAAAUCAUGGAAGCAGCUGCUAGAAGGGUUGUGAAUGGUAAUGGAUCUUUACGGGAUGUUGCCAAAGAUUUUGAGGUAGGUUAUUUUGGUAACCUAGCCCUUGAUAAAGAAUUUGAUGUAAAAAUUCUGAAAGAUCAACCUUACCAAAAAGUGGUCCCACGUGGACUAAUUAUUUUUCAGGUGUGCUUUAUGACGUUGCAGAGAUACUGCAAGAAGUUCAUGGAAAAUGGGAAAAUCUCCAGUGUUGGUUAUGCAAGUCCCCGUGUAGUUUUUACCAAGGAGCAGAAGCUACUCGUAUCUUACAUCCUUAAUGCUGCUAAAAUUUACCAUGGACUAACCCCCAAAGAAAUCCGUAAGCUAGCUUAUGAAUAUGAGUCAGCCAAUGAAAUCGGAUGCCCUGAUACCUGGUCUGCCAAUGGAAUAGCUGGUGUCGACUGGUUCUCGAAAUUUAUGAAACGGAAUCGCAGUCUCUCUAUCCGCACUCCAGAGGCUACGAGUUUAAACAGAGCAACAAGCUUUAAUCUGACAAAUGUGAACAAGUUUUUUGACAAUCUGACCCAAGUUAUAGACACCCACAAGUUCGAGGCUCAUGACAUAUACAAUUGCGACGAAACAGGUGUAACAACUCUGCAGCGCCCUGAUCGAAUUGUCACAGAGAAAGGAGUGAAACAAGUUGGUGUCCUGCCCUCAGCCGAGAGAAGGACCCUUGUAACGAUGUGCCUUGCAGUUAAUACAAGCGGAAACAGCAUACCUCCAAUGCUAGUCUUCCCCAGAGUCAACUACCGUGAGCACUUUGUUAUCAAUAGACCAACAGGCAGCUGUGGAUCUGCCAAUCCAAGCGGCUGGAUGAAGGAAGCAGAUUUCCUUAUAUUUCUACAACACUUUGUGAAACACACUCGCUGCAGUCAACAGCAUCUAGUUCUGUUGUUACUUGACUUUUUUUUGACAGAUGAAAAGUUUGUAGGUCAAGUCUUAGACCAUUGGACCAAGGUAGAUAUUUGGCCUAAUCUAUGUCAUGGAGGGGGAGAAACAUCUGGAUAUACCUCUCAGGACGACGUUAUGGAGAAGGGGCACACUGGGCUUGGCGGAAAAUUAGAUCGGAUCAAUAUCACCAGUGGAUCAUGUCGUACUGGACUGGUUCAACGCAUUUUUAUAUGUCUAGUUUAGAAACACUCACAAGACUAUUGGGCCUUGAGAAUUCAUGGAGAAGUGCUGCGAUCUCAGGUCUGAAAGGAGAUACACCGUGGUUGGCCUCAAGAGUAGGAUUGAGUUGUUCUGCGGAUCAAGAGUGGUAAAACUGGUUUUUAGCCCGGAUGACACGCGAACGGGUUACUAGCCUGUUCUCUUCUGUGAGGCUCAUGGAUAGAGGACCCCAGACAUAUGAGAUGGACAUGAUUUUCUUGGCAUUCAUGGAUGUGUGGAGGCAAACAGAGUGGUGGUCAAUGCUAGGGAAGACAGACUUAACUCAGUUGUUUCUUGAAAACGAGAUAGUUGCUGAUCGAACCAGACAAGGCUUCCUUGGUCUUGAACUGGCUGAUCAAGAAUAUAUUAUUAGGAAAUCAGGAACUCGGUACGUUCAACUUGAUGGAUAUUAUGAAGCCCACGCCGGGACAAAAUCCUAUAAAAACCAUGGUUAUUAUUUUCCAGAUGAUCCCUUGCUGUGUUACCAAGAUGGUUAUUUCCUGGGUGAUAUUUUGCCUUGGAACUAGUAUAGCCACUUCCCAACAGGGAGACUUAGGCACUCUCGCAUCAAGACUCUGUUGGGGAAUAGACUAUUCUCCUACGGGCGGAAGUCACUAGAGUUGGUACGUCCCUAACAGACCCGAUAUGGAUACCCCUUGUUUGGAGUGUUAACAUUGUCCCGCCGGAUCAUACCCCUUUGACUGCUCUAUACCAACGCCUCUGCAUUGAGAAACAGCUUACCCCUCCAUUUGUUCCUGGUGCGGAUUCCGCCCAGGUCCAUGAUCAAGUGUGUUCGACCCCAAUCACCAAGGUCCCUCAGGCCACCCUGAGUGCCAACUCGACAAAAAAGAGACAAUUUGUGGUAGGGAGUAUAGCCUUAGCCCGGGGAGAAGAGACUCGAGAAAAGAUUAAUUUAGAAAUUGUUCCAAAGCUGAACACCCUCAACUCAGGACUCCAGAAAAUAGCAGAUCAGCAAAUUCUCCUCGCAAAAAAUGUCCAAGACUUUAGAAACGCGUUAGUAAUACAAUUAGAAGCUUUCAAUAACUACGUCAACAAUCGAUCAUACAUGCUAUCAGGAGAGAUUACAGCGAAUUUUAAACUCAUGGCCCAGGCGCUUUAUAAUAUGGAGGUCAGAUCCGGGAUGGCCACGUACAAACUCGGGAAAUCCCUCUACGAUUCUCAAAUGCGCCAUUAUUGGCACCUGAAAGCAGGGCUUUUGAAUGGAGUAAUUCUGAGUGAAUGGUGCCUUCCCACCAGCCCUUACCAAACGGAGCUUUUCAGAGCCGUGUCGGGAAUUAACGAUGCCCCUAUCCCGUCAGAUCAACUAACUACGAUGUUUUGCAACUCUCUUUGGGAACAUCUAGGGGAGGGGAUUCCUUCCCUAGAUAAAGUGAAUCUAUCUAAACUGGUCCCCCUCAGCGGACUCCAGAACGAUAUUUAUAGGUUGUCUCCCCUCAUGAUAGUAGAAG
Priapulus caudatus is the source of this 2799-nucleotide messenger RNA. RefSeq lists its product as uncharacterized. Gene Ontology annotation, molecular function: DNA binding. NCBI's taxonomy places the organism in Eukaryota, Metazoa, Priapulida, Priapulimorpha, Priapulimorphida, Priapulidae. The transcript has a single exon. The record is from RefSeq and is a predicted model, not a curated record. Gene Ontology annotation, cellular component: nucleus. The coding region runs from base 101 to 1315 and encodes 404 amino acids.